AUGGUUCCCAAUCAAGGAAUUAUAUGUGGAAAUGACAAACAAACAGAGUGGGAUUCCAAAGAUGGAAUGAAUGAAAAUGAGUUCCUUACACAGAAGAUCACACCACUUGUGUGGUUCACAGCAGGAUCCAAGUGUGACCAGUGGUCUUCCAAUGGAGCUCUGCGGAGCACCCACUGCUGCUGCAUAGUUAAUCAGCUGUUUCCCAGGAGCCCCAUAGGAUAUGACUGUUCAGAUAUCUGGAAAAGAAACAAAACUGCUAAGAGUGGAAUCUACACAAUACAACCAGAAGGUGCUAACGUUAAUUUCCAGGUGUCCUGUGAAAUGUCAGCGACCGGUGGUUGGACCCUUAUGCAGAAUCACAAUGGAGAGGAUGGGUUGUCCUUCAACCAAGUGUGGGCUGACUUUGAAAAUGGAUUUGGAAGACUUGAUGGUGAACACUGGCUGGGGCUCAAAUACAUUUUUCUCCUGACGCAUCAAAAUUCUAGACCUAGCAAGCUGCGAAUCAGCAUUGGGGACUUUGCAGGCAACUUAGCUUAUGCCCAGUACACUGCCUUCAGCGUUGGGAAUGCAGGACUCUUCUACAAGCUCUCAGUAGGAAGUUACUCGGGCACAGCAGGAGACGCCUUCCGUGGGGAUAUCGGCAAUACUGCAACCAAUCAGGACGGCAGCUAUUUCAGCACUCAGGACAAACCCAAUGACAACUGUACCCCAAUGUGCUCCACUGGUGACAUCUUGUAUCCGAGCUGCAGUUACUAUCAGCAAGCUGGAUGGUGGUUUAAUGCCUGUGGGUUAGCAAACCUGAAUGGGGAUUGGCACAGUUCAGAUGAUAAUUCUUACUGGAUAUCUUCAGUGUCGUGGCCAACAUGGAGGGCCAACCAGUCCCUGAAAUUCAGCAAGAUGUAUGUGAUUUUCGAUUAG
Messenger RNA from Pseudophryne corroboree (corroboree frog), 918 nucleotides. Its product is annotated as angiopoietin-related protein 5-like. The record is from RefSeq and is a predicted model, not a curated record. Gene Ontology annotation, biological process: regulation of immune response; negative regulation of T cell activation. NCBI's taxonomy places the organism in Eukaryota, Metazoa, Chordata, Amphibia, Anura, Myobatrachidae. Bases 1 to 918 code for a protein of 305 amino acids. The transcript has 6 exons.